UGUGUGUGUGGGCGCAGUGAGGAGCGCAGAGACGCGUCUUCUUUAAGAGCGCGUCCUCCGACUCGCUGCCAUUUCACAGCUUGUCGCAUCCAAGCGCGUCACGACUUAACCGACUAUCACAAUUCAUAGCACGUUACAGUCGCCCGGUGGAAUGUGAUGGCGUCCGUUACGUUAGGACAACACCCGGCUCGGCAUCACCUUGACUCAGAGAAUCUGUUGUUCCGCAAAUUAGCGAACGAGGGGAAGAAAUUAAUGCGCAAACCGUCACGGGAGAAAAUGACGCGUGAGCGCGCGGGGGUUGCUGCAACAGAAGUAGUGUCAUUAAACAACCGACUAUCCUUAGACCCGGGAAGCCGGACGGCAUUAGAGAUGUGCGACAGCAUUGAUGCUGAACCGCCACGUAUUACGGACAGGACGGCGGACACCGACGGAGACCCAGCGGCGCGGCGCGCACCGGAUUGCGCGUGUAGCGACGCGGCACAGGCGCAGACGCGCAGACUCGCCGACGCACAAAACGCGAACGCGAACAACAACGGCAUCAGCAGAGGUUACCCUCGAAGAAGCUCAGCAAAAUACAUCAACGAACUGUCACAUCGGUCAGGAGGCAAACGUGGAAAGUUCAGGUCCUUGUCCGUAGACGGAGACACGUUAGAAGGACUCCAGCUCACGCAGGGCAGACGAGGUGUCGUAAAGCUUGUCCGGACUGGACAACCGAGAAGACAAGCAUGGUCAAUAUUCGAUCAAGAUGAUCCCGAGGUGAAUGAGGAAAGAGGAGAAGGCCACCGUUUCGCCCCGUUCAGGGUCACGCAGGACUGGUGCGACGCCUGUAACCGGCUGAUCAAGAGCAUGGCGUUUCGGUGCGAAUACUGCAGUUACACUUGUCACCUGGAAUGUGAGAACCAUGUUCGGCUCGACUGUAACCAGGGAAACGGGCAGAAAGAAGAGACGUGUUCCGUCUCCCCCGGCCGAACAUAUUCUACAGCGCCUCCAGCGAAGAAUACCACUAAAGAGGUUGAAGAGGAAAAGCAACAGUCCCUCACCGAGGAAGAGGUCAAGGCGAAGAUAGAAGAGUACAACUCUCAAGUGACCGAAAAUGGAAUGAACUUAGCUGCUGAUGGCACAUACAACGGGUUCAUCAAGGUCCACAUGAAGCUUCGGCGGCCGGUAACAGUACUAGAAAAGGACGCAAACAGCUCAUGGAACUCAGAGAACAGCUCAGCGGAGGCUGACACAUCAGACAAACGCACAUCCUUCUAUCUGCCCGGUGAAGCACUCAAGCAGCUCCAUGUUAGCAGCACCACCACAGUCAGAGAGGUCAUCGAGGGCCUGCUCCGGAAGUAUACGGUGCAGGACAAUCCACUCAAGUUUGCUCUCUACAAGCAAAUGCACCGCCAUGGACAAGAUCUUUUCCAGAAGCUUCCGGACUCUGAAUACCCUCUGCUCCUUCGCCUGCUGGCGGGUCCUGAUCUGGAGAAACUCUCGUUCGUACUGAAAGAAAAUGAGACGGGAGAAGUAGAGUGGGACGCGUUCUCCAUGCCUGAGCUGCAUAACUUUCUGGCCAUCCUGGAGAAGGAGGAAAGGGAAAGGGUGAAGCAGGUAGAGCUGCGCUACAUGACCUAUCGUAAGAAACUCAUCAACGCUCUGGAGGAAGUGCAGAACAAACCUGGCUAAUGCACUGAGCCUAUGGACAGACUCAUAAAAAAAAAAACUCUGCGUAGGAUUCCCUCAUAACCCCCACCAGACCUCCCUCCUGACUUCUGGAGUCUAACAAAGUGACCAGAGAAGGUGUGUGAGGUGGUGUUAGGACUUAAAGAACAUAAAGAACAAGGGGAGAGUGACGGAUCACACAAUCACAUCACUCGGGAACCGAAACGGCAGACGCACAAAGAUACAGGAGUGACUGACGUGGUUGAUGUUUGAAAAGGAUUUGUUUUUGUCUGUCCACAUUUCUGUAUGAUGCUGCUGCUAUAACUGCUACUGCGAGUGUUACUUAGCAUGACUUUUUUUUUUUUGUUAUUUUUGCUAGCGUGACCUUCAUCAGGUAUUUUUUUUUAAAGUAGACAAAGGAAAUGGGGGGGGGGGGGGGGUUUGAUGAAUUUGGCAAGCAUAAAUGUUAUAAAGAUUCCAUAUUCCUGGAAGUGAAUUGAAGGAAGUGAAUAAAUGUAAAAGCUUAAGAUGGGUCUAGGUUAAAGACCUAGAUCUUGUGCUAUAAAGAAAUCAAUACACACUCACACUCACUUGCAUUUUACAGCAUCAUUCAUAUCUUAACUAAUACCAUUAUGAACAACGUACUGUAUUCAGUCAGACUUUCUGUACUAAUCAAUGCGCCAUUUCCUGUAAGCAUCCUCUGUUCUAGCCGCACACCUUUCAAAUCUAUAACCUCGACAAGUCUCUCACUGCAUAUAUUCGACACGUCCAAUCAGCACUGAUCAUAACCUAUCAUCCAUAUACAUACGUGUGUACAUUUGGAAAGAUGUGGAGGCUUUUCAGUGUAAUCUAUAAACGUUAUAAAUUAGACUGGACAGAUAUACUGUACAUUAUAAGCAUGCUGGAACGCAGGCGUCUCAAACCAAAACCCUACAGAAAUGUGAAACAGCUAUAGCGUACAUGUAGAGUGUAUAGUGACUGUGUGUGUGUGUGAGUGUGAGUGUAUUCUUGUUUCUGUUCUGGUGUGAAAGCAUAAGAAAAUGUAUAGAAGCACCCAGCCGCAACACUCAGCCAUCACACAACUCCGAGCUUUCCCACAAACUGUUGUUUCGUAAUAAUUCACUGUUUGGAAUCUAAUCUGUAGGAUGUAUGAUAUAUAAGAUGUACUGUAGCUUAGAUAAUCAUACAGUAUAUCAGAGCAUCUGGUCAUUGUUUUAGAUAAGUGGGUAAAGCAAGGCUGUUAGAAGCUGAGAAACACCAUAGGGCAUUUCACACUGAGCUUAAGCCUGGGUUAUUGUUGUAAUUGAUCAGGAAUGAACCGUUAAUACAGUAUGACGUGCAUUAUAUGCUUAAUAUGAUGUCGUGUAAACAGUAGUAUCAGCGUUUGUGGGGGUAAAUACUAAAAUGUCAAACAGUGAUAGAAACGUGACGAGAGAGACGAGACGCUUUUAUUUUUAUAAGUUAUGGUAAGAGAAGUGCAUACCAGACAAACUGGACAGAACAGUCAGAAACAAACUGACUGAAAAUUUUGCAGAAACUGGAUAUCAACUACACGACAUCCUUAAAAAGGUCAAAAAAAAAGCUAAAAUGUAAACAGUGCCUACUUGGGCACUUAUUUUAGAAGCAAUUCUUAAAGCUCGGUGAAAGGACUGAUGUGAGAACUGGAGAAAAUCUCUUAUUUAAACUAGACAACAUGUAGACAAAGCGUCAAACAAGAUAACCCAGGAUUCUUUUCACCCGGAGUAUCCAAUCACUCAGGGGAAAGAUUUUGAGUGUGAAAAGCCCUAAUAAUGUAUUUUACACCAAAGUUACAAAUAAGGGACGAAUAAGCCUAGUAUUUUAUAAUAAAUGAAACAUAUUAGAUUUCAAAAAUAGUUACUUGCACAAGGCAGAACAGACCACAAAGUGGUGAGCCAGAAUAAAUAUAGUACAGUAUAUAAAAAAUAUAUAUAAUAAAUAAUCCUGGUUACUUCGUAACGAGGGAAAGAUGUGCUUUGUACUUUUCUUCCGAUUCUAAUAUGUUUUAACAAAUAUUCCUGCUUUAAAUCGUGUUUGAGAUUUCAUUCUGUCUGACACUGAAUAUCAUCAUGAAGUUCAUAGUAGCGAUGUUACUAGAAAGCACAGCAAGGUGAUGAGUAAUGAGAAAAGGUCAGAGAUGUGAACUGUACAAUCUGAUGAUAACGUCUUUGUUCCAGGCUUUUUUUUUCUUUCUUGUGCCAGUUUCUCCUUUGCAUUGCAAAUUAGUGGCCAGGGACAAUCCAGACUAACACACACUGUGUUAUGUUAGAAUGUUAUUAUUUUGUUUUCUGCAGUUUGAUCACCUGUGUUAAGUAAGCUGCACCCCAAUGAUCACUGUUAGAAUGAAUUUAACACAGGUUUGUUUUACUGUAUAAGCCUAAAGACACACUGAUUGGAAAUGAUGACCAAAAGAGGUCAUUUUAGGGCUUCAUUUUAAAGUCUUGUCUCUUUUCCUCCAUGUUUUUUGCCCCUGUGCUGCCUUGCUGGCUUUGACGGUAGUUUUAAAAGUGUGCCUCCUAGAGCAUGGGAGAUAUAACAUACAGCCAUGAGCAAAUUGAGCAGGAUGGAUCGAAUACCUCCUUUCGUCUUAUCCCACUCUCUCUUGUGUUCCCGCUGGCAGUGCCUUUUGUCUGUGUGUAGCCUUACCUGUGUGUGUGUGUGUGUGUGUGUGUGUGUGUGUGUGUGUGUGUGUGUGUGUGUGUGUGUGUGUGUGUGUGUGUGUGCUUAGUUUACUUUGUUUAUCUGCCUCAGAAAAUGAGGAUAAAUGUAUAAGAUUGAAAGAAUAAACUGUGUUUGUGUAAGUCUGUUUUUAACUUAUUUUCUGAUGCAUUUGGGGUUGUGGACAAAUCAGUGCUAUCUGGCAAAUCCUUUGUUUUUCAAGGAUUCAGAAGUGUAUAUCAUCUGUAAAACUGUAAAGAUAAUGAACAAUUAAAUAAAAUGUCACAAUUUUAUCUGUCA
This is a messenger RNA of Tachysurus fulvidraco (yellow catfish), 4623 nucleotides long. RefSeq names its product Ras association domain family member 5 (gene rassf5). The coding region runs from base 157 to 1671 and encodes 504 amino acids. The transcript is spliced from 6 exons. Gene Ontology annotation, cellular component: nucleus. NCBI's taxonomy places the organism in Eukaryota, Metazoa, Chordata, Actinopteri, Siluriformes, Bagridae. The record is from RefSeq and is a predicted model, not a curated record. Gene Ontology annotation, biological process: signal transduction.